Molecule: messenger RNA, 2556 nt
Organism: Pararge aegeria (speckled wood butterfly)
Lineage: Eukaryota; Metazoa; Arthropoda; Insecta; Lepidoptera; Nymphalidae
Exons: 16
Coding region: 366-2195 (609 amino acids)
Cellular component (GO): membrane
Molecular function (GO): phosphatidylinositol bisphosphate binding
Source: RefSeq, a predicted model, not a curated record
UUACGAAUAGCGCUAAAUACGAGUUCACUUGUAUCUAAUAAAUAAUUGCAAGUAUAAAAAUACAAAUAUAAAGUUUAUGUCAACAGUUUCUCUAUAACAUGACUAUAGUAAAUUAUUCAAUUCAGUAGCAAGAGCGCAGUGUUUGUGGAAGUGUAUUACAAUCAGAAUGUGAUGAUUAUUUUCCAAGGACGUACAUUUUGUCACAAACAUUGUCAACUGAGUUUCCUAUUGUGAUAUGCCGCAUGCCAUUUGGGACAGAGCAGGAAACGUAAUGCAAUUCUUUUGACAUCUUGAUAUCCGAGCAACCUUCCAAAGAGAUACUUUUUAUUAUAUAAUAUAAGAUUCUUUAAUCUGUUGUUUGAACAAUGCUGGUCCGACCCUUAUCACCGGCGUUGGCGGAGAAGGCCCGAAUAGAAUUGAGUGAAGACCCCAAACGACUAGAAGAAAAUAUUCGGCAUUUGAAGCAAUGGAUUUCGAAACAACCACAUUUGAGAGCUAGAACAGAUGAACAGUGGUUGGCCGCAUUUCUGAGAGGAUGCAAACACAGGCUGGAACAAACUAAAGCUAAAAUUGAUCUUUACUACUCAUUCAGAAGUAAAGCGCCAUAUUUAUACAGCAUCAAAUAUAAUGAGCCUAAGUUUAUGGAUAUUAUGAAUUUAGGAGCUGUAUUAAUUUUGCCGAAAACGCAUAAACCAGCUGACCCAAGAGUCAUUUUAUAUAGAAUUGGUCAAUACGAUACUAAGGAAUAUAGUGCAAUAGAGGUUAUGGCAGUCCUAGGUCUUCUGGAGCAGAUAUGCUUCAUGGAGGAUGAUAACUUGGUAGUAUCAGGAACUGUAAACGUGAUCGAUUUAGCGGGCACAAGGUGGACUCAUUUUACACAGACGCCGAUAAGACAGCUCAAAAACUUGAUUCAAGCAAAUCAGGACGCUAUGCCAAUAAGAAUAAAAAGCGUACAUUUUCUAAAUGCCCCGUUGGUUUUUUCGACGUUUUUCAAUAUUUGCAAGAGGUUCCUCAGUGAAAAAACUAAAAGCAGGAUUAUGGUGCAUAGUAAAAGUAAUGAAGCACUACAUCAAUUUGUGCCAAAAGAGAUACUGCCACAGGAAUAUGGUGGUACUGGUGACAGUAUCCAACAAAGUAUAGCCUAUUGGAAAGAGAAGGUGCGGAAGUACAAUUCUUUUCUAGAAGAGGACUUGAAGUACGGUUGUGAUGAAUCCAAACGUCCAGCAAAAACUCAGCAAAUUACAACCGUUGAAGAGCCAUUCAGACGAUUAGAACCAAUAUCAAUGAUACGUGAACUGAAUCCAAAGUUGGCUGAAAUAGCCAAAAUAGAGCUGAACGAGAACCCUACGCACGUGGAAAACGACUUGCGGCAUUUAAAAGAAUGGCUUGCCAAACAGCUUCAUUUAAAAGCUAGAACAGAUGACCAGUGGUUAAUUGCGAUUCUCAGAGGAUGUAAGUUCAGCUUAGAACGGGCGAAAACUAAGUUGGAUUUAUUUUAUACCUUGCGAACCACAGCGCCCGAAGUCACAUUGAGGCUUAAACCAACGGAGGCGGAGUUUAUGGACUUUUUGAGACUAGGGACCUGUGUUAUUCUACGGCAGCCGAAGGAUGCUCUACAUCCUUGUGUAAUCUUAAUAAGAGCGGGAGAGUACGAUCCACAGAAGCAUAAUGUUGCGGAUAUCAUGUGCGCACUAUAUUAUUUAGUACAGAUUUUAGUUAUAGAAAAUGAUACAGCGACAGUGAUGGGAACUAUGAUAGUCGUCGAUUAUGAAAAGGUUACUCUCAGUCACUUGACGCAGGCUAGUCCGAGCUUAUUGAAGAAACUUGUGGCUGUUAGUCAGGAUUCCCUGCCACUCCGUCUAAAAGGCAGUCAUCAUGUAAAUGUUCCUGCCGGGAUAGAAAUUAUUUUUAAGUUAGUCUCAGGAUUUUUGGGUGAAAAAGCUAGAAAAAGAUUAAGAAUAUACAAAUCUAACGAGGAGUUGCUGAAAAACCUACCAAAAGAAGUCAUACCAGUAGAAUAUGGUGGCAGCGGUGGUACCAUUAGUGAAUUAAUUGAUUACUGGGCGAACAAAAUUCAAGAGUAUAAACCAUGGCUGGAGGAAGAAAUGCAGUUCGGCACGGACGAGUCCAAGCGAAUAACAAAAGUAAAAAAUAACAGUAAUCAAGGAUCUUUUCGCAAGCUUGAUAUUGAUUGAUUAUUGUAAUUUUUUUGUUAUAUAAAUAAAAGUUAAUUAUAAACGUGUUUUAUAGCACAGAGCACUAUCUACCUAUGUGUGGUAACAACAUAGAUAUUAAUAACGAGACACUAUAAAUGAUGUGUACGCGUCACGACACACGCGAACGAGACUCAGCGCACUCGAAUUUGUACACAACAUUUGAAACAGAUAGCCAUCUCAUCUAUUGUAAUUUUUAUACUACGUUGUCUCUUACUCUCUAGAACAAUAAUUAGAGUACGCUGUGUUGAAAAACGUAGUCUUGUUAUUACAUUUCUACGGUGGGUAACCCUUUGUAAUUUAAUACAUUGCACAUUAUCAAAUGUUCAUUUAAAUAUAAUAA